Molecule: messenger RNA, 2577 nt
Organism: Electrophorus electricus (electric eel)
Lineage: Eukaryota; Metazoa; Chordata; Actinopteri; Gymnotiformes; Gymnotidae
Gene: ercc2
Product: excision repair cross-complementation group 2
Biological process (GO): positive regulation of mitotic recombination; nucleotide-excision repair; transcription by RNA polymerase II
Cellular component (GO): nucleus
Molecular function (GO): ATP binding; damaged DNA binding; hydrolase activity, acting on acid anhydrides, in phosphorus-containing anhydrides
Source: RefSeq, a predicted model, not a curated record
GCUGCUAAACAGAGUCGCUAGCUAGCUUACAUGAGUGUAAGGUGUUAAGGACGUAUCAGCGUAUUACCAUUUGAUCGUUUGACUGCCAUUUGACAGUUUGCAGUAAAUACUUAAAAGGAGGUGAUACGGUUGCUGUAAGGUUUUGCCAGCAAUAAAAAUGAAGUUGAACAUAGAGGGGUUGUUAGUCUAUUUCCCAUAUGACUACAUUUACCCGGAACAAUACUCUUAUAUGCUUGAACUCAAGAGGACACUGGAUGCUAAGGGUCAUGGAGUCCUAGAGAUGCCUUCAGGUACUGGGAAGACCAUCUCGCUCUUGUCGCUGAUCGUUGCUUAUCAGAAGGCUUACCCUCUUGAGGUCACCAAAUUGAUCUACUGCUCUCGAACUGUGCCUGAGAUAGAGAAGGUAGUGGAGGAACUGAGGAAACUGAUGGACUUCUAUACCAAGGAAACCGGAGAGAAAAAUAACUUCCUUGCACUGGCCUUGUCUUCAAGAAAAAAUCUGUGUAUCCACCCUGAGGUUAGCUCCUUGCGCUUUGGAAAAGAGGUGGAUGGAAAAUGUCACAGUCUGACAGCAUCAUAUAUUCGAGCCGAGCGUCACAGUAACCCUAGCCAACCUGUCUGCCGCUUCUAUGAGGAGUUUGAUGCUGUGGGCAGGCAGGUCCCCAUUCCACCUGGAAUUUACAACCUAGAUGACCUGAAAGAGUUUGGCCGUCGGAGAGGCUGGUGUCCAUACUACUUGGCUCGCUAUGCAAUUCUCCAUGCUAAUAUAGUUGUUUACAGCUACCAUUACCUUCUGGACCCAAAAAUCGCAGACCUGGUGUCUAAGGAACUUGCAAAGAAAUCUGUUGUUGUAUUUGAUGAAGCACACAACAUUGACAAUGUGUGCAUUGACUCGAUGAGCGUUAACAUCACCAGGAGGACACUAGACCGCUGCCAGGCCAACGUCGACACUCUGCAGACUACCAUUCGGAGGAUAAAGGAAACAGAUGCUGCUAAACUCCAAGAGGAGUACAGGAGAUUAGUGGAGGGGCUGAAAGAGACCAGUGCAGCCCGUGAAACUGACAUCUACAUGUCCAAUCCCAUCCUGCCAGAUGAGGUGCUCCAAGAGGCGGUCCCAGGUAACAUCCGCACAGCGGAACACUUUGUGGGCUUCCUGAAGCGUUUUCUGGAGUACCUGAAGGCUCGUCUGCGUGUGCACCACGUUGUGCAGGAGAGCUCCCCUCAGUUCCUCAAAGACAUCUUCGAGAAGGUGUGCAUCGACCGCAAGCCCCUCAGAUUCUGUGCAGAGAGGCUACGUUCAUUACUCAGAACCCUGGAGAUUGCAGACAUCGCUGAUUUUUCUGCCAUUACUCUGAUCUCUAAUUUUGCCACUCUGGUCAGCACAUACAGCAAAGGCUUCACUCUCAUCAUUGAGCCAUUUGAAGACAGAACUCCAACAAUAGCUAAUCCCGUUCUGCACUUUAGUUGUAUGGACCCCUCCAUUGCCAUAAAGCCGGUGUUCGAGCGGUUCCAGUCAGUCGUUAUUACCUCCGGGACUCUGUCUCCACUGGACAUCUAUCCCAGAAUCCUCGAUUUCCACCCCGUUACCAUGGCUUCCUUCACGAUGACUCUGGCACGCACCUGCCUUUGCCCUCUCAUUGUUGGGCGAGGGAAUGACCAAGUGGCCAUGAGUUCCAAGUUUGAGACCAGAGAAGAUUUUGCUGUGAUCCGCAACUAUGGCAACCUGCUUCUGGAAUUGUCUGCCGUUGUGCCUGAUGGAAUCGUAGCAUUUUUCACGAGCUACGUUUACAUGGAAAACAUUGUAGCUUCAUGGUAUGAGCAGGGAAUUCUGGAGAACAUCCAAAGGAACAAGCUCAUCUUCAUCGAGACACAAGAUGCAGCAGAGACCAGCGUGGCUCUGGAGAAGUAUCAGGAGGCCUGUGAAAAUGGCAGAGGUGCCAUUUUGCUGUCCGUGGCCAGAGGAAAAGUGUCUGAAGGGAUCGAUUUUGUUCAUCACUUUGGGCGAGCGGUGAUCAUGUUUGGAGUGCCAUAUGUGUACACCCAGAGCCGAAUACUCAAGGCCCGGCUGGAGUAUCUCCGAGACCAGUAUCAGAUUCGUGAGAAUGACUUCCUGACCUUCGAUGCCAUGCGCCAUGCAGCACAGUGCGUGGGCAGGGCCAUCCGCGGCAAGACAGACUACGGUCUCAUGAUCUUCGCUGACAAGCGGUACGCUCGGGCAGACAAGCGAGGGAAACUGCCCCGCUGGAUCCAGGAGCACAUCACAGACGGCAGCCUCAACCUGACCAUCGACGAAACCAUGCAGCUGGCCAAGCACUUCCUGCGGCAGAUGGCCCAGCCGUUCAGGCGGGAGGACCAGUUGGGCCUGUCCCUGCUGACCCUGGAACAGCUCCAGUCAGAGGAUAUGCUGCAGAAGAUCUCUCAGAUUGCGCAGCAGGCCUAGUGCUCACCUUGGAGCAUGGAGCACAUGGCUCAUGGUUCGAGCCCAGUCACCUGUAUAUAUUUUAUAAAUGGUUUGAUAUCGUUUUUUUUUUCAUGUUCCAAUGCAAUGGCAAAAAUAAAUGCUGAUAUUUUCCACAA